Molecule: messenger RNA, 3867 nt
Organism: Morone saxatilis (striped sea-bass)
Lineage: Eukaryota; Metazoa; Chordata; Actinopteri; Moronidae
Gene: ubac1
Product: UBA domain containing 1
Exons: 10
Coding region: 311-1582 (423 amino acids)
Molecular function (GO): protein binding
Source: RefSeq, a predicted model, not a curated record
CCGUGAGAGUUCAGAGUUCAAACAUUACAGUAAAAAUAGGGUACUCGCUGGCUGGCUGCCUGUGUGUUCGCUGCGAAUAAUACACAACUUGGUGGAAAAUAAUCGGCUGCCACCGCACCGAAAACAUAGAGAGGAAACCGAAGAUGGCCCUGAGCUAAUCGGCGCCUGCUCUCGCCCUGUUGUCGGCGGAUUCACACAAACGACGGCUAGCUGGCUGCUAACGAUAGCACGCUAACUUGCCAGGAGCACAUAGCAAGUGCUGCUAGCUAACGUCACUGGACUGGUACUCUUUACUUUGAAGGCUGCAGCUAUGUUCGUCCAGGAGGAGAAGAUAUUCGCCGGGAAAGUGUUGAAAAUACAUAUCUGCACCAUGGACGGCACGGAGUGGUUGGAGGAGGUCACGGAAGACACCACUGUUGAGAAACUGAAGGAGAAGUGCUUGAAACAUUACGUGCAUGGAAGUCUAGAAGACCCCAAAACACUCACCCACCAUAAACUCAUACAUGCUGCUACAGAGAGAGUCCUCACCGACACUAAAACUGUCGCUGAUGAAAAUCUCAAAGAUAAAGACGUAUUGCUGCUCAUAAAGAAAAGACCACCACCAACCCCUCCAAAGAUGGCAGACGUUAGUUCAGAUGAAAAGAAGAAACAAGACAACAAGGCUCCAGACAAAGAAGCAAUUCUGAAAGCUACCGCCAACAUGUCCACACGCCACACUGACCGCACUGUUACCCAGCAUAAUAUUAGAGAUUUUCAGACAGAGCUAAGAAAAAUCUUGGUCUCCCUCAUUGAAGUCGCUCAGAAGCUUCUUGCCUUGAACCCUGAUGCUGUUGAACUCUUCAAAAAGGCCAAUGCGAUGUUGGACGAAGAUGAAGAGGAUCGGGUGGAUGAAACAGCCCUUCAGCAGCUCACUGAGAUGGGUUUCCCUGAGAGCAGAGCUAUCAAAGCUCUUAGAUUGAACCACAUGUCGGUGACCCAGGCAAUGGAGUGGCUUAUCGAGCAUGUAGAUGACCCCUCUGUAGACGCACCAAUACCAGGCCAGGACUCUUCUGGGGCAGCGGGAGCCACAGCUGCUGCCACACCAGGCCCCUCAGCCUCAGCCUCAGCCUCAGCCUCCGGUCCAAACCUUCUCCGCAGUCUCUCAAGCCAGUCAAGCACAGACGAGAGCAGCAGGCAGGAUGAGCUCACAGAGAUCUUCAAGAGGAUCCGCAGGAAACGGGAGUUCAGACCGGACUCAAGAGCUGUCAUUGCAUUGAUGGAGAUGGGGUUUGAUGAAAAGGAAGUAAUUGAUGCUCUGAGGGUGAAUAACAACCAACAGGAUGCUGCGUGUGAGUGGCUGCUGGGAGACAGGAAACCUUCUCCUGAAGAUAUGGACAAAGGCAUUGACACCAACAGCCCGCUGUUCCAGGCCAUUCUGGAGAAUCCAGUGGUCCAGUUGGGUCUAACCAACCCCAAGACUCUGCUAGCAUUUGAAGACAUGUUGGAGAAUCCUCUGAACAGCACCCAAUGGAUGAAUGACCCUGAGACUGGCCCUGUCAUGCUCCAAAUAUCCAGAAUCUUCCAGACCCUCAAUCGCACAUAGAGCCUCCCGGUGACCCCCUGUGUGACUGUGGCAGCUUGUGUGUAUGUUUGACCAUAUUGGGAUGUGUGUGUGUGUGUGUGUGUGUGUGUGUGUGGCAGAGACACAAGUAUUGUUUUUGCCUUGUAAAGACAAAGCUGGAGGAGGCAAAGUAUGAAUUAAGAUGUUCUACAUAUAACUAUUUAUAACAGUACAGUAAAUACACUUAUACAAAACAAAUGUUAACAUAAACAUUAUUACAGUAAUAAUAAAAAAAAAUGAGAUUUAGUAUGUUGUUUUUACAUUUGAAUGAGAACAAUUUAUAGUUAUGGACAGACAUGAUUUAUUUUAUAUAAUUUCUCCAUGCGCAAAAAUGACAUCAAGCAUACAAUUUAAUGUUUACACUUCAAAGAAAAGAAAGUUUUGUAUGUUUUGCAAUAUUUAAAUAUCAAUUACAGUUGUGUCUGUCAUCUGUCAUCAGUGGUGAAUGUGUGGAAGACUUCCGUCAGUAUCAUGUUUUGUUUUUCUUUCCCCUUUGUCUUGUUUUUAUCAAAAACUGCUUGUAAUUGAGAGGCUGGUGGUCAAAGUUGAGUGUUUAGCUAAUUGAAAAUUCGGCUUUCAGACACAUUACCUCUCUCUCAUUCAUGCCUGUGAGGUCACUGUAAGUCACCCGCCUCUCAGUUUAAAGAGGAGAACAUUUGUCCUUGAGUGUCUUCAAGAAUAUUUAUUUGACUUUCUUGCCUUUUAGACAAAAGCUGUACACUAAACUGUUUGUCUUAGUCAUGUUUUUACAAGAAAAUUAUAUAUUAGGCCUGUGUGUUACUUGUCAAUGUGCUCUUGAAUGUCAUGUUGUGCUCAUUUAGCACUUGUUCACCUCUAUGAAUAUCACUCACUGCAGCACUGAGGAAGUUAAAAGGGUUCGUUUUGUCUCAAAAGGCUGUACUGGGAUGAUAAAUGAAGCUGAGCCUAAUCAAAAAGGGGUUGCCUUUUAACCUCUUAAUUUGAAUGAUGAAGAGGCAAGCUCACUUCUUGCUGCGAAGGUGCAAGCAUCUUCAUACAUUUUAAGAGAUAAUGGAAUUUGAGAUGCAACCAGUGUUGGUCUUUUGGUUUACUUUUUUCUUUUGAGAGCAAUGAACAUUUAUGCUGUCAAACCAAACCAAAAUGUCACUAUAUAACCUGCCUUGUCUUUAGAUGUACCCAUUGAAAAAAAAUCCCGUAUUUCUGUGCAAUAGCAAGGACUUCUGUUGACCUGUAAAGAAUUAUAUUUGGUUUGAGUGUUAGAGAUGUGUGAACUGCAAUGGGUAGUGUGUUACACAAUAUUAGCCUUUGCAUUGAGUACUUAAAUUCUCCAGCUACAAGAAGGUGAGCGUAGCCUCUCCCGGUUGUGCCGAGAGUUAAAAUGGAGGGUGGUGUGUUUUGCCAAGCUUUUGAGUGUUUUUAUUCAAUAUUUUAAAAAUGUGGUAUUGAUGUGACUUUCUGCUCAGGGAGGCUGAGAUUGUUUUUCUAAACCUGUCGUCAUGGCAAACCUCUGCUCACCCCCUUCAGUCUGGCAUUUGAAAAUGGCUUUAACUAAUCUGUCUAGAACUUUACUUAUGAAUAAGAGCACCACAAGACAUGGUUUCGUAAAUGCAAUAUUUGAAAAUAUUUAAAUGUUUUUAGAGAGAAGUGUCUGUUUGAACUCUGUAUUAUUACAUUAUUUAUAUCAAAGCCAAACUAGUAACUUGUUUUUAUUUAUAACAUUUUUAGCAAACCUCAAAGCUAAUCUACAAAUGUGAAAAAAAAAUAAAUGAUUCAAAUGUUGUUUUUACAAACCAUUAUAGAAAUGUGCUCAUGGACUGGUAGGUCACGGUGUGGUUUAAAGUAGUGCAACAUGCUUGAAUGAAGGAUGAUUUCUACAUGUCUCUGGAAACCUCUCAGCACACUUUCUGCACUGCAGUGGACCUUCAUCAUGGCCACGGUGACCACCUCCAUGCUUUGCAUUGGCACGCAUACAAUGCUGUCCUGUUACAUCUCGAAACAAACAUUGGGAGAUACAUGUACAUGUAAAAAAAAUAGGUCCACAGAAAAUGCAGACAUCUUGUCUUUACAAAUGGUCAACAGGAACUGAAAAGAUCAAAAUGAACUAUAUUGCUUAGGGACACUGAAGAAUUGUUGGAGUCACAGGUUAUUAUUUUCACUCAGCUUUCAUGCAGGACUGUCCCGGAUUAACAACCUAUGCAAUAUACUCUCACAGUCUGUUCAUUCAAACAGCCUCAUGUCGGCUGGCAUCUAAAUCACUAUUGCAUUAAAGUUAUUUUUUUGUGGCUGUA